AUGUCAUCUCAACUUCCCACGCAGGCUCAGCUCAAUUUGGCUGCUUUGGCCGGUUCUCCAUCACCACGGACGAUGCGAGGCCUGCGUAAGAUCCAGUCUCACCACAACCUCUCCUCCGGCCCUCCCAUAUCCUCCCAGCUCUCCUCCGCCCGCUCCUCCGCAGGACCCGACGAGCUCUCCCACCCGACCCAGUUAGAAUCCCCUGUCCGGCUGCGAACACAUCGUCGCGCGAGAUCGAACAGUGACGCCUCAUCCCGCGGUGCUCCAACGAUACCUGCCCAGCGACGGCCUGGACGUAAGACAGGGUCUGGCUUUGGAGUAAAGAAGUCCCCUUUAGAAACGUUGUUACGAGACGGUCCCCAACAGGGGAACCUCCAAGAAACGCUCCAGGAACUGCGAUACUUGGUUCUAUCUACAAGAGUAGAAGCAGACGGCGAUGGCAUGUCAACAUAUAGAGUCUACUUAUGGCUGAUCCUCCUCGAUAUCCCACCACUCCCUACCGAUCAAUACCUCUCCCUUAUCCAUCGUGGACGUUCGCCUGCAUAUACAAAAAUCCGCAACGACACCUUCCGCACCCUAGCCACCGAUCCGCUCUUCAAACGCCGUGUCACAGAAGCUAGCCUCAUCCGAUUGUUGAAUGCAGUGGCAUGGAAGAUUCACGAUGCGAAGAUCAAGAACAAGCCCAAGUCCCGUCCAUCCUCGCGCCGACGUGAGAUGGAACUCCUCAUCAACACACCGCCAAGCAUCGCAGAAGAAGAACCGUCAGUGGAGGAGAUGACGCCCAGCAGCCUCAUCAGUAGCAAUAGCAGCACAGCAGCAGUUAGCCCUGGCAUCACCAGCGAGUCGGCAAUCUACGUGCAGGGCAUGAACGUCCUCUGCGCUCCGUUCCUCUACGCAGCCCGCAGCGAAGUCGAGGCAUUUGCGCUUUUCCACACUUUCAUCACCCGUGAAUGCCCCGGCUACAUCCGGGGUGGCAUGGACGGUGUUCAUCGAGGGCUCAACCUUGUUGACCGAUGUUUAGAGAUCGUGGAACCCAAACUGGCGGCCUAUCUAUUCUCCAAGGGAUUACAAGCGAAAUUAUACGCAUUCCCAUCAGUCCUGACGCUCUGUGCAUGCACACCUCCGCUCCCUGAAGUCCUCCAUCUGUGGGAUUUCCUAUUUGCUUAUGGGCCACAUCUCAACAUCCUAUGCAUCGUGGCGCAACUGAUAUUGAUGAGAGACACCCUCCUGAAAAGCUCAAAUCCGAACAAAAUUCUCCGAUCAUUCCCACCCCUCGACGCGAAAGAGACUAUCGCUCUGGCCGCCCUAAUUGUUCGCAAGAUCCCCGAUCCCCUGUACGCCGAAUUAAUAGACCAUGCGAAAUGA
This is a messenger RNA of Aspergillus puulaauensis, 1365 nucleotides long. RefSeq lists its product as uncharacterized. Gene Ontology annotation, cellular component: mitotic spindle pole body. Gene Ontology annotation, molecular function: GTPase activator activity. Lineage: Eukaryota; Fungi; Ascomycota; Eurotiomycetes; Eurotiales; Aspergillaceae. Gene Ontology annotation, biological process: activation of GTPase activity; negative regulation of septation initiation signaling. The transcript has 3 exons. The record is from RefSeq and is a predicted model, not a curated record. Bases 1 to 1365 code for a protein of 454 amino acids.